AUGAAAGAUUUAGUAAGGCUGACUUCAGAACUAGAUCACAUUUCAAAAACAUUGGUUGAAUUACUUAAAAAGAAUCAUGAGAGUUUCAAAUCUUUGUUCAACGUUCAGCUUGAUCUACUAAAACUAUUUGACAAAGAAGUAAAUAAUUUAGAAUCUAUAGGGUACUGUGAUUACGAGGUGGCAUACGUACUGUAUAUGAUCAUUAUUCAAUUGAUCGCCGUUAUGAAAACUAAAUCAAGUCCCAAAACUGCUGACAUAUACAAUGGAAUACAACAAUCAAUCCGAAAGAAGGCAAGCAACUUUAAAAUGGUGUUAGGGUAUUUUAAGAAUGACGAUGAUGAUAAAGAUGAUGACCCCCUUAUCAAUCGAUUCAAAUCUUUGAGUGGAGAAAAAAUACAUACAUCGACUACAACUAAGAAGGAAUUGAUAUAUCAUGAAUGGAUAACCCCUGCUGAACUUGAAACUACACUUUGCGAAAAACAUGUAUUGUUAAUAGACUACAGACUAAAGAAGGAUUAUUUACACAAUCAUAUCAAGUUUGAAAAUUUGAUAAAUAUAGAACCACGACAGAUUGAAUCAUUACCACAAUCUGCGACAGAUUCUGAUUUGGAAGAAGUGUUGAGAAAAUCUUUGUCAGAGAAAGAGUUUCAGAUGUUUUUGGAUAGGAACAAAUUUGAUUUCAUUAUCGUGUAUAAUUAUAACUAUGGUUCGACUUCCAAAGAAAGACUUUAUGGAAUAAUAGAUGUAUUAGAAAACGAAAAUCCAUUCAUUUCUUUGAUAGGAAUAUUGAUGAAUAACAAAUACAUCAGCUCGAGAUUAAAGAUAGCUCCGCUGUUUCUUUCUGGUGGAAUUUUAAAUUGGUAUCAUACUCUUGGUGCGGAUUAUUUGGAGACUACCUCAACGAAAAAUUGUGAUAGCUCAAAUGAAGAAACUCGUUACUUGACUUCAUUUAGUGAUUACCUUUCGAAUUCAAAAGAAAGCCUGCCGUCAGAAAUCAAAAUUGUGAAUGGAAGCAGUAGUGCUUAUAUUAAGCCAGUUCAAAGGAAAAUUGAGCAAUUUGAUCAUUUGCCACCAAAGAGUCCUGCUACGGUAUAUUCAUCAUCCAAAGUUGAAUUACCCUUAACUCCAACUUCAUCCAUACCCAAUUCACCAGCACCUCCCUCGCAGUCAUUGCCAUCAAAUGGGAAGUUACCAAACAAUGUUACUUCCAAAGAUAUUACUAUUUCUUCCAAAAAGUCACAAUUUCUUGAACUGUAUGCCACUGGUUUGGUCAAUUUGGGGAAUUCAUGCUAUAUGAACUGUGUUAUCCAAUGUUUGGCGGCAACUCCACAGCUUACGUCAUUUUUUUUCCCAACAAUAACUGAAUCGUUUUCAGAUAAUUCUUACAAACGCCAUAUAAAUGUGAACAACAAAUUAGGGACAAAGGGAAUGUUAACAACCAGUUUUGUCGAAUUAAUAUUGAGUAUGCUCAACAACAAUGGACGCUCAUUCAGCCCUUCUAAGUUUAAGAAAAUAAUGGGAUCGUUAUCACCAUCUCGACAGUUUGCUUCCUUCGAUCAACAAGACUGUAUUGAAUUCUUGAAUUUUCUUUUGGAUGCACUUCAUGAAGAUCUUAAUCAAGUGUCUAUAGCUGAUCCUCAAGAAAGAAAGAUGAUCACUGAAUUAACCCCUGAGCAGGAAAAAAACAGAGAAAUAUUGCCUGUUCGGUUAGCUUCCACUAUAGAAUGGGAGCGAUAUCUCAAACUAAAUUUCUCUAUUAUUGUUGAUUAUUUCCAAGGGCAAUAUUUAUCGCAAUUGAAAUGUUUAGAAUGUGGAUUUACGUCAACUACGUAUAAUGCGUUUUCGAUCCUUUCACUACCCAUCCCAGAAAAAUUAAAUAAACUGAUGAAAGUUUCUUUGGAUGAAUGCCUUCAGGAAUUUGUGACAACUGAGUUACUUGACGAUAAUAACAAGUGGUAUUGCCCCAAUUGCAAAAGAUUCACCAAACUGACAAAGAAAAUAGCUAUAACUAGACUACCCCAAGUAUUGAUAAUAAAUUUCAAGAGGUUCAAAAUGACAACUACUGGCGGUUUUCAUAAAUUGGAAACUUUCGUGACUUAUCCUGUGGAUAAAGAAUUGGACAUGACUCCUUAUUGGCCAGAUGUUGGGUCUACAAUUAAUGGCAACAACUCAAUGUCCAUAGAAAAGGAAAAAGAGAUUUUAAGUACUUUCCCAGUUAGGAGUCAAGUGCCACCAUUUAAAUAUAAAUUGUUUGGUGUGGCUAAUCAUUACGGUAAUUUGACGACUGGACACUAUACUGCUUAUGUCUACAAGAGUGGUGAUUCAAAGAAGACUAGAAACUGGUGUUACUUUGAUGAUUCUAGAGUUACUUUCAACAAGUCACCAAAUGAUGUAUUGAAUAAAAAUGCCUAUUGUUUAUUCUUUCAGAGAAUAUAA
This is a messenger RNA of Candida dubliniensis CD36, 2436 nucleotides long. It is a transcript of the gene DOA4, whose product is annotated as ubiquitin-specific protease. Gene Ontology annotation, biological process: protein deubiquitination. Gene Ontology annotation, molecular function: cysteine-type deubiquitinase activity. Lineage: Eukaryota; Fungi; Ascomycota; Pichiomycetes; Serinales; Debaryomycetaceae. The record is from RefSeq and is a predicted model, not a curated record. The transcript has a single exon. The coding region runs from base 1 to 2436 and encodes 811 amino acids.